CACCUGAACUGCCAGAGAGAACUGUGCCAGAAGAGAAAGUGCCUAUUACAACACUUAAAAAGCCAGAGUUUAAAAAACCAGAGCCUCCUCCAAUAAAAGUGCCUGAGGUGCCCAAGAAACCUGUCCCAGAGGAGAAAAUACACGUUGUCGUUCCUAAAAUACCUGAACCACUACGAAGUGAAGAAUAUGAAAUCGUAAAGGAGAUUGAGCCUGAAGAAGCAGAAGAAAUUCCAGUUGCAGAAGUAGAAGAAGCUUUACCUGUUGAAGCGCCGGAACCUGAAAAGAAGAUCCCUGAAAAGCGAAAACCACGACCACCUACUCCACCAACAGAAGAUAUUAAAUUGGCAAAAGAACUUCUUAAAGCUCCUGAAUCAAGGAGGAAAGUUGUGACUGCAAAACCUGGUGAGCCUCCGAAAUUGGAACCCCCACCUGCUAAAGUGCCUGGACUUGUAAAGAAACCUCGUAGAGUAAUUCCCGAAGUUACUCCUCCACCAAAAGAAGAAGUUGUUUUGAAAAGAGGUAUAAAGAAAUCAGAAGAGGAAGAGCCUAAACCAGAAAAAGAACCUAAACCAGAAGUUAAACCAGUUCCUACACCAGUAGAAAAAAUUAAGAAACCUGAAGUCCCAGAAGUUCCUAAGAAGAAAACUGAGAUACCUGUCAUAAAAAAAGAGGAGAAACAUGUGCCUGAACUGCCAAAAGAACCUAAGCAAGAAACUAUCCCACUUCCUGGGCCUGAACCUAAACCUGCAGUAGCUCUAAAAUCUCCAAAACCAGCAGCAGAACCAGCACCAGCUGUUACUACUCCAGUGACAGUCCCAGUGGUUGGAAAGAAAGCAGAGGCCAAGCCACCAAAAGAAGAAACUCCAAAGGGUAUCAGUCCAGUCAAAGCCAAGAAGACACCUUCACCAGCAGAUGCGGAAAGAAGGAAACUCAGGCCAGGCAGUGGUGGCGAAAAACCUCCUGAAGAGCCUCCAUUCACUUACCAACUCAAGGCUGUACCCCUGAAGUUUGUCAAGGAGAUGAAAGAUAUAGUGCUAACAGAAGCUGAAUCUGUUGGGUCUUCUGCAAUCUUUGAAGUCCUUAUUUCACCAUCCACUGCGAUUACCAGCUGGAUGAAAGAUGGAAGUAACAUCCGAGAGAGCCCAAAACACAAGUUUAUUGCUGAUGGCAAAGAUAGGAAGCUGCAUAUUAUUGAUGUCCAGCUGUCAGAUGCUGGUGAAUAUACUUGUGUAUUACGACUGGGGAACAAAGAGAAGACCUCUACAGCCAAACUCAUUGUUGAAGAACUCCCAGUGCGGUUUGUGAAAACUCUUGAAGAAGAAGUCACUGUGGUUAAAGGCCAGCCACUGUACUUGACGUGUGAGCUUAACAAAGAAAGAAGUGUGGUCUGGAGGAAGGAUGGGAAGAUCAUCAAAGACAAGCCUGGGAAAUUUGCUCUGGGCAUUAUUGGUUUGUCACAUUCCCUCACGAUCAUUGAUUCAGAUGAUGCUGAUGCUGGCACUUACACUGUUACCGUUGAAGACACUGAGCUGUCAUGCUCAUCUUGUGUUAAGGUAGUAGAAGUGAUAAGAGACUGGUUAGUAAAACCCAUAAGAGACCAGCACGUGAAACCAAAAGGAACAGCUAUUUUCACCUGUGAUAUUGUCAAGGAUACACCAAACUUCAAAUGGUUUAAAGGAGAUGAGGAAUCAACUGACAAGACAGAAAUCUUGAAAGAAGGAAAUAAAAUUUUCCUGAAAAUCAAGAAUGCUGGCCCUGCUGAUGUCGGGGAAUAUUCAGUGGAAGUUGAAGGUCGCAGAUACCCAGCUAAACUGACCCUUGGCGAACGUGAAGUUGCACUUCUGAAGCCAUUAGAGGAUGUUACAGUUUACGAGAAAGAAACAGCAAACUUUGAUACAGAAAUAUCUGAGGAUGAUAUUCCUGGUGAAUGGAAGCUGAAAGGAGAAAUCCUGAGACCCUCACCUACAUGUGAAAUCAAAGCUGAAGGAGGAAAACGCUUCCUAACCUUGCACAAAGUCAAGUUAGAGCAAGCCGGUGAAGUUCUUUACCAGGCACUUAAUGCAGUUACUACAGCUAUCCUGACAGUGAAAGAAAUUGAGCUGGACUUUGCUGUGCCCCUAAAAGAUGUUACUGUCCCUGAGAGGCGCCAAGCAAGGUUUGAAUGUGUCCUUACCAGAGAAGCCAAUGUUAUAUGGUCUAAGGGUACUGAUAUACUCAAGAUUGGAGAAAAAUUUGACAUCAUUGCAGAUGGAAAGAAGCAUAUUCUUAUAAUCAAUGAUUCUCAGUUUGAUGAUGAAGGAGAAUACACUGCUGAAGUUGAUGGCAAGAAGAGCACAGCAAGACUGUUUGUGGAAGGUGUGAGACUGAAGUUCAUCUCACCUCUACAAGAUCAAACAGUGAAAGAAGGGGAAACAGCUCACUUUCAGUUUGAGCUUUCUCAUGAAGACAUGCCAGUGAAAUGGUACAAAAAUGACAAGAGACUCCACACAAGCAGAACAGUUUUUAUUACUUCAGAAGGCAAAGUUCAUAAACUAGAAAUAAGAGAAGUAACACUUGAUGACAUCUCUGAAAUAAAGGCCGUAGUCAAGGACUUGAACACACAAGCAAACCUCAAAGUCUUAGAGGCCGAUCCAUAUUUCACUGUGAAAUUACAAGACUACAGUGCUGUGGAGAAAGAUGAUAUUACUCUGGAGUGUGAACUUAGCAAAGAUGUGCCAGUAAAAUGGUACAAAGAUGGUGAAGAACUAGUAGCUUCCAACAGAAUUUCCAUAAAAACAGAUGGCUUGCGCCGUAUCCUGAAGAUCAAGAAGGCUUCAGAGAGUGAUAAGGGUGUUUAUGAGUGUGACUGUGGAACCGACAAGACAAGUGCUAAUGUCAGCGUUGAGCCUCGCUUAAUUAAAGUGGAGCGCCCACUGUAUGGAGUGGAAGUAUUUGUUGGUGAAACAGCACGUUUUGAAAUUGAAAUUUCUGAGCCUGAUGUCCAUCCUAUAUGGAAGCUAAAUGGAGAAACCUUAACACCUUCACCUGACUGUGAAAUCAUUGAAGAUGGGAAGAAGCAUACUCUUGUCCUUCAUAACUGCAAACUUGAUAUGACUGGAGAAGUGUCUUUCCAAGCUGCUAAUGCUAAAAGUGCUGCUAAUCUGAAAGUGAAAGAAUUGCCUCUCAUCUUUAUCACUCCACUAAGCGAUGUGAAGGUCUUUGAGAAGGAUGAAGCCAAGUUUGAAUGUGAAGUGUCCAGAGAACCCAAGACUUUCCGCUGGUUGAAAGGAACACAAGAGAUCGUUCCUGAUGAAAGAUUUGAAAUUAUUUCAGAUGGAACAAAGCAUGCUCUAAUUAUUAAAUCUGUUGCGUUUGAGGAUGAAGCUAAAUACAUGUUUGAAGCUGAGGAUAAGAACACAAGUGCCAAGCUAAUUAUUGAAGGUAUCCGCCUGAAAUUCAUUACUCCUCUCAAGGAUGUCACAAAAAAGGAGCGAGAAACUGCAGUGUUCACUGUGGAACUCUCCCAUGAAAAUAUCCCUGUUGUCUGGUUCAAGAAUGACCAGCGAUUACAUACCAGCAAAGUGGUUUCAAUGACAGAUGAUGGCAAAUACCAUACACUCACAAUCAAAGAUCUUACUAUUGAUGAUACUUCUCAGAUUAGAGUGGAAGCUAUGGACAAAUCCUCAGAAGCUAAACUCACUGUUCUUGAGGGAGACCCUUACUUCACUGGGAAGCUGCAGGAUUACACUGCUGUAGAGAAAGAUGAAGUAAUCUUACAAUGUGAAAUCAGCAAAGCAGAUGCCCCAGUGAAAUGGAUGAAGGAUGGCAAACCAAUAACUCCAUCAAAGAAUGUUGUUAUUAAGGCUGAUGGUAAAAAGAGAAUCCUUAUCCUCAAGAAAGCUUUGAAGAAAGACAUUGGACAGUACACUUGUGACUGUGGUACUGAUCAAACCUCUGCUAAACUCAAUAUUGAAGACCGGGAUAUUGAGAUUAUACGUCCACUAUACAGUGUGGAGGUGAUUGAGACAGAGACUGCCCGUUUUGAUAUUGAAAUUUCUGAGGAAGGUGUCCAUGGCAAUUGGAAGCUAAAAGGAGAACCCCUGACUGAAUCAGCU
Fulmarus glacialis (Northern fulmar) is the source of this 4094-nucleotide messenger RNA. Its product is annotated as titin-like. Lineage: Eukaryota; Metazoa; Chordata; Aves; Procellariiformes; Procellariidae. The transcript is spliced from 25 exons. The annotation marks the transcript as partial. The record is from RefSeq and is a predicted model, not a curated record.